GCGACCAUCACUAGCACCUAUGUGUGUAUAAUGCUGAAUACAAAGCUAAAAAAGAGCAGUAAACAACUAAGUGAAAAUAAUUGAUAAAAGCCUACGACGUAACCAGGACGGAAUUUUUCCGCAGUGGGCGUGUGCCAAAUGUCAACGCUAGUCAGAAUAAUACGACAAAGCAUUUUGGUCUCUAACCACACGCAGCUACGCAGGAUGUUCGGGCAAAGUUCAACCAUUGCUGUGGGUCAAAUGCGUUCUACCAGUGAUAAGGCCGCUAAUCUCGACCAGGUGAGAGAGCUGGUGGCCAGGGCCAAGUCUAGAAACGCAUGUAUGCUUUUCUUGCCCGAGUGCUGUGAUUUUGUAGGCGAGAACCGCGACCAAACACUUGAGUUUUCGGAGGGCUUAGACGGAGAGUUAAUGGCGCAAUACCGGGAGCUGGCCAAGGGCAAUGAAAUGUGGCUCUCCUUGGGCGGCGUGCACGAGCAAAACGAGCAGGGAAAAAUCUACAACACUCAUGUCCUCGUAAAUGAGAAGGGGGAAUUGGCCGCUGUUUACAGGAAGCUGCACCUAUUCGACGUAUCUACAAAAGAAAUUCGCUUGCGCGAGUCCGACACCGUAUCGCCGGGCGAUAGCCUGGUGCGACCAGUUAACACGCCCACCGGCCAGGUGGGGCUGCAGAUUUGCUAUGACCUACGGUUCGCCGAACCUGCAGUGAUGUUAAGAAAAAUGGGUGCCCAGUUGCUCACAUACCCGGCUGCUUUCACCUAUUCUACGGGCAAGGCGCACUGGGAGAUCCUGCUGCGCGCGAGAGCGAUCGAAACUCAGUGCUUCGUGGUUGCUGCAGCCCAGCAGGGCUGGCACAACAAGAAGCGGCAGAGUUGGGGCCACAGCAUGAUUAUCAGCCCCUGGGGAAAAGUUUUGGCCGACUGUGGCUGUGAGGAGCUUGCUAUCGGCACGGCCGAGGUAGAUCUCUCUGUCUUGCAAAAUCUGUACGAUUCCAUGCCCUGCUUUGAACACCGACGAAACGACCUCUACACCUUGACAGCUUACAACGUUCCCAGUGCGGAACCCGCGCAGGAUCGGCCAUUUGCCAGCAACAUAGUGGACAGACGCACUAUUUUCUACGAGUCCGAGCACUGUUUCGCUUUCACCAAUCUGCGAUGUGUCGUAACGGGCCACGUCUUGGUGUCUACAAAGCGCGUAACACCACGGCUUUGUGGCCUUUCUGUAGCCGAGAUGGCAGAUAUGUUUUCGACGGUCUGCAUGGUUCAAAGGCUUCUGGAAGAGAUAUACCAAACCACUUCCGCAACCGUCACGGUACAGGACGGCGCCCAGGCUGGACAGACUGUUCCCCAUGUUCACUUCCACGUGAUGCCACGCCGUUAUGGGGACUUCGGCCACAAUGACCAGAUUUAUGUGAAAUUGGAUGAACGUGCAGAAGAAAAGCCUCAGCGCUCGAUUCAGGAAAGAAUAGAGGAGGCUCAAGUGUACCGCAACUUCCUUACGGAUAAAAGCUAGUUGCUUAUCCCCACUCCUUUCUCUGUUAUUUAUUACAUUAAUAAAAAAACAUGUUGUAUACCGCGAA
Drosophila eugracilis is the source of this 1576-nucleotide messenger RNA. RefSeq names its product nitrilase and fragile histidine triad fusion protein NitFhit (gene NitFhit). The record is from RefSeq and is a predicted model, not a curated record. Gene Ontology annotation, biological process: nucleobase-containing compound metabolic process. Gene Ontology annotation, molecular function: hydrolase activity, acting on carbon-nitrogen (but not peptide) bonds, in linear amides; bis(5'-adenosyl)-triphosphatase activity. The coding region runs from base 139 to 1509 and encodes 456 amino acids. The transcript has a single exon. NCBI's taxonomy places the organism in Eukaryota, Metazoa, Arthropoda, Insecta, Diptera, Drosophilidae.